Rattus norvegicus (Norway rat) is the source of this 847-nucleotide messenger RNA. RefSeq names its product FLYWCH family member 2 (gene Flywch2). Lineage: Eukaryota; Metazoa; Chordata; Mammalia; Rodentia; Muridae. The record is from RefSeq and is a predicted model, not a curated record.
GACAAAGGAAUGGGGCCCCCUCAUGGCCAUACUGCGCAUGCUCGCCCCGUGACCCUAGCUUGAGGUGACGGCGGGAGCCAAGGCGGGGGCCCAAAGCACUGAGGCUGAGGGACCCGCCACGGCUCCGUCGUCCGAGAGGCAGGGCCUGCUGCCGUCGGGCAGAGCCUCUGGACUCCCAGGUUCCUGGCCAGGGAGGAGGAGGAAAAAGCAAGACCUAUCUGCCAGGGCUGAGCGUGGCCUGAGGGCCAGGCUGUUGGUCCUGGGAUGCCCCUGCCCCAGUCCAGUGAGCAGGAGGGUGAGAGCAUGAAGGCCACCCAGGAGCCAGCUCCUCAGCCUGGCACAGAUGUGGUCCCAGCAGCCCCCAGGAAGCCCAGAAAAUUCUCCAAACUGGUCCUGCUGACAGCCUCCAAAGACAGCGCCAAAGUGGCUGGGGCCAAGCGUAAAGGAGUGCACUGCAUCAUGUCCCUGGGAGUGCCAGGCCCGGCCACCUUGGCUAAGGCCCUCCUCAAGACUCAUCCUGAGGCUCAACGGGCCAUUGAAGCAACUCCCCCGGAGCCUGAACAGAAGCGCAGCAAGCCGAACCUGGCCAGCUCAGACUAUGGGAGGAAUGAGGUGGCAGGUAGCAGACCGAUUGGCUGAGGACAAACAAAAGAGACUGGCAGAUACAGGUGGACCAGAAGACAAUGGAGGGUCAGGAGGGUCGUCUUCAAGUCCAGUGGAGACCACUGCACUCCCUAAGGCCCCCAGCGCUUCUCCAUAACCUGGGCAACUGCUGCUGCAUAAGUUACUUUUCUAAGUAAGAAACAAAAAAGAAAGAGAAAAUAAAAGAAGCUGCUGUUUCCCACCA